Molecule: messenger RNA, 1235 nt
Organism: Mytilus trossulus (common blue mussel)
Lineage: Eukaryota; Metazoa; Mollusca; Bivalvia; Mytilida; Mytilidae
Product: Iroquois homeobox protein 6a-like
Exons: 5
Coding region: 132-1103 (323 amino acids)
Biological process (GO): cell development; regulation of transcription by RNA polymerase II
Cellular component (GO): nucleus
Molecular function (GO): RNA polymerase II cis-regulatory region sequence-specific DNA binding; DNA-binding transcription factor activity, RNA polymerase II-specific
Source: RefSeq, a predicted model, not a curated record
GUUGCCAUUUUCCGUUUAUUGCAAUUGCAACUUGAGUAUUAGGUAUAAAUAAUUUUCAGUUUUGAUUUCAAGCAUCAUUCCAACUUGUCGUUCAAACAGCAAACAUCUAGUACUUACAUUAAUAUAUAAAUAUGUCAUACCAAGAAAGUUUUGAAUCUCCUAUGGUUUGCCUGGACAGAUAUUGUGCCAAAGUAUUUGAUCCUCAUAGGAAUGCCGUCAUGUGCAGGUGUUACCAAGCACAAACAACAAGUCCUAUUUCAAGGAUGACUUCAUCUUUGCCAGGCGUCUCACCACAGGGAUCGCCACCUUCAUACCUUGGUUCCAUGCCGUACGGAGAAAACCAGACAGUACCUCAAUCCUCGCUACAUUACCCAUCAUACCAAGGGUACGCACCAAGUUAUGACGCAUAUGGAAUGAUGCAGAGUAUUUACCCACAAAUGUCACCGAGUAUUUCAAGUGCAGAUUUGUCCAUGUACAGUGGCCACCAAGGAAUUCCAUAUGCCCAAACGGCUCAGAUGGACCAGUUAUUGAGAAGCCAAGUCAACGAUUUCUGGAACUUUCAACAAUUGAGUAAUCAAGUUAACGGAAACGAUAUACCGGCAACAAAACAGAGUAGCAGAGUUUUAAAAACGUGGUUGAGAGAACACCGGAAGAACCCAUACCCAACCAAAACAGAAAAGGUCAUGUUAGCCUUCUCAACGCGCAUGACUAUGACGCAGAUUUCUAAUUGGUUCGCAAAUGCAAGGCGUCGUAUGAAACAACAAAAAGAUAAAGGAGACACAUCAGAUGGAGCCAUAAGCGAUAUAUCCGAUGAUGACGACAAAAGCAGCUGCAGUAAAUCUCCGACUUCAAUCGAUAGCCUACAAUCGAGGACAGGUACAACAUGUCUACCACCACCACCACAGCUUAAUUUCCCAAGCUACCUCCAAGAAAGAGACGAGUUAAUGAAAAUUCAUCAACCAUUGAUGAAAAGCGAAUCGGUCAUAGCAUCAGAAUCAAAGGAGGAUAAUUCAAUAACAAAACCUGGUACUGUAACACAAGAUAAAUGUGUGGAGCAGCCGAAAAAGACAAAGAUAUGGUCAAUGUCCAGUAUUUUGAGCUAGAUUGUUAAAGACUUUUGGGUUAUUCAAUUACAGUGCAAUAAGACUAUAUGAGUGUUCAUAAUUUUGAAACGUGAUAUGUGAUUUGUCUUUCAGGAUAUUUUAUAGUGCUAUAUAAAUAAAAGUAUAACUGAA